This is a messenger RNA of Helobdella robusta, 3060 nucleotides long. RefSeq lists its product as hypothetical. Gene Ontology annotation, biological process: transmembrane transport; monoatomic anion transport; regulation of intracellular pH. Gene Ontology annotation, molecular function: monoatomic anion transmembrane transporter activity; sodium:bicarbonate symporter activity; solute:inorganic anion antiporter activity. NCBI's taxonomy places the organism in Eukaryota, Metazoa, Annelida, Clitellata, Rhynchobdellida, Glossiphoniidae. The record is from RefSeq and is a predicted model, not a curated record. The transcript is spliced from 20 exons. Gene Ontology annotation, cellular component: plasma membrane. The coding region runs from base 1 to 3060 and encodes 1019 amino acids.
AUGCUAUUGAACUACUACCCACCAGGCACUCCUCCAUCACAGAGAGUGGUCACUAUCUUGGGUCGAGAGGAGGAUGAGGAGGAUGAGGACAGACAGACGCAUGAACUCUUCUGCGAGAUGGACGAACUGAGGAGUGUAGGUGAAGAUGGAGAUGUUGAAUGGAGGGAAACUGCAAGAUGGAUAAAAUUUGAAGAGGAUGUGGAAGAGGGUGGAGACAGAUGGUCCAAACCCCACGUGGCCACACUCUCCCUGCACUCCCUGUUCGAACUGAGGCAGGGUCUCAGGGUGGGAACUGUUUUGCUUGAUAUGGAUGCCUCCAGCAUUUCACAGAUCACCGAUUUGAUGCUGGAUGGAGCAGUGGCAUCAGGACAGAUCAGCAUAGAUCAGCGUGAGAAGUUGCAGGAGGUGAUGUCUCUGAAGCACAGGCACCAACACACCAAGAAAGAGGGUGGCCUCGGACUCCCAGUCAUCAGGUCCCUUGCUGACAUUGGUAGAAAAAUGUCCUCCAAGAAUUUUGAUAGAAAAGGCAACACGAAUCCCUCAAGUAUUCCUCAUGCAGUGACCUCUCCAAAGACAUUGGGAUCAGCUUCGGAUCUCAUUGCUCCUGGCGAUGAUGUUAACAGUGGCCAUAAGUUCAACCAGCACUUCUUCAAGAAGAUCCCUGUGGGAGCUGAGGCAGCCAACAUAAUGGUUGGUGAAGUGGAUUUCCUUUCCACACCGUUCUUCGCAUUCGCUCGCCUCCAGAAGGCAGUCAUACUAGGUGAAAUCACCGAAGUUGCUGUCCCAUCUAGGUUCAUUUUCUUCCUGCUGGGACCGCAAGGACAUCAGGAGAAGUACAGGGAGAUUGGAAGGUCCAUCGCCACGCUAAUGUCUGAUGAGGUCUUCCACGAUGUGGCAUACAAAGCUCACGACCGCAAGGACUUGAUGGCAGGCAUAGAUGAGUUCCUGGAUUGUGUGACAGUCCUUCCACCUGGUGAGUGGGAUCCGACCAUCCGCAUCGAACCCCCGAAAAGUGUACCGUCACAGAAACGAAAGAGACCCCCACCAGCAGAUGGAGAGCUUCCAAACGGCAAGACGAUGAUGGAGGCAGAACCCGAGGAGCAUGGUGAUAAGACACUCAUCAGAACUGGAAAAAUAUUUGGCGGUCUGGUCAAUGAUGUGAAACGCAAGGCACCCUGGUACCUCAGUGACUUCACAGACGCUCUGCACAUACAAUGCGUGGCAGCAUUUUUCUUCAUGUACUUUGCAAGUCUUACCCCCAUCAUCACCUUUGGUGGCCUGCUAGGGACUGCCACUGAUAAUAAUAUAGCUGCGAUGGAAAGUUUGGUGAGUGGGGCAAUAUGUGGAGUGACGUAUCACUUGUUUUCUGGCCAACCCUUAACAAUUAUCGGUUCAACUGGCCCUGUGCUGGUCUUCGAAACCAUUGUCUUCCAUUUCUGCAACGAUCGCAAAUGGAAUUAUCUGGAGUUUCGUUUCUGGAUUGGCAUGUGGAUGUGUGUGUUCCUCAUGAUUAUGGUGGCGUUCGACCUGAGCUCUCUGGUGCGCUUCAUCACUAGGUUCACAGAAGAAAGCUUUGCCAUGUUGAUAGCCAUUAUUUUCAUUUAUGAAGCGUUCAGUAAGCAAUUUGAAAUUCUUCACAAGUUUCCUGUCAACUUGCAUCCAAACGAUCCACUUGACUAUAACUGCACGUGUCUGCCGAAACAUCUCGGACCACCUGAAAAAGAGUCACCAUUGUUUUCUAACUAUACAACUCCCUCCAUGCUCGAUUUGGAGGAAGAACAAGGUGGCGUUCCCGUCGGGACAGGUUGCGAUACGCCCCACUACGUACCCAAUGUCUUCUUCUUCUCAUGCAUCAUCUUCAUUGGCACAUUCACUCUUUCCAUGGCCCUCAAGUUCUUCAGAAAUACCAGAUUUUUCCCGAACAAGGUGAGAGUGUUAAUCAGUGACUUUGCUGUAUUCACAUCCAUCUGCGUCAUGGUCUUCUUUGAUUUCAUGGUUGGUCUUGAUACCAGCAAACUGGAAGUCCCUGCCAACCUGAGACCGACUCGUCACGACAGAGGAUGGCUGAUUAAUGGAUUCAGUGGUCGCAACCCCUGGUACACAGUGCUGGCUGGCAUCCCGCCUGCCCUCUUCUCCACCAUCCUCAUCUUCAUGGAUCAACAGAUCACUGCAGUAAUCAUCAACAGGAAGGAGCACAAACUUCGUAAAGGUGGUGGUUAUCACUUGGAUUUGUUCCUCAUCACCAUCCAAAUCGGGAUCUGCACUGUUCUCGGUACGCCAUGGUUCGUGGCUGCCACUGUGCUCUCUAUCAACCACGUCAGAAGUCUCACCAGGGAGUCGGAGUCAUCUGCUCCUGGGGAACGACCCAAGUUCCUCGGGGUUAGGGAACAACGUGUGACCGGCACCCUCGUGUUCAUCAUGGUUGGUCUGUCGGCGUUCAUGGCAAAGGUUCUUGUGUUGCUGCCAAUGUCAGUCCUCUAUGGUGUCUUUCUGUUCAUGGGCAUAUCUUCGCUUAAGGGCAUCCAGUUUGUGCAGAGGAUGAUGGUGUUCUUCAUGCCCGCCAAGUACCAACCUGAUUACAUGUUCCUUCGACAUGUGCCCAUUCACAGAGUCCACCUCUUCACCUUCAUCCAGUUCCUCUGUCUCGCUGGUCUCUGCAUCAUCAAGGAAAUCAAGAUCAUCUCCAUUGUAUUCCCACUCAUGGUUCUGGCAAUGUGUUUCAUCCGCAAGUCACUUGACUACCUCUUCACUCAGCACGAACUGCGCUGGCUGGAUGACAUCAUGCCCGAGGCUAACAAGAGAGAGAAGGAGGACAAAAAGAAGAAGGAAUUGGAAGAGUUGAAUGAAGAUUUUGAAAUGGGCAUUGACAAUCCAGUUCGCAAGCCUCCCAUGAACAAGAGUGGCUCGGACAUGUCGCACCACAUCAACAUUUCCGAAGAGAUGGCGAAGACCUCCAUCUGGAAGAACAUCAGCUCCGACGACCCCGUCGACCUACUCCAACAACAGGCUCAAACGAAAGCCAGGUAUCCUUUCUUUUUCAUCUCAUCUUGUCGGAAAUAA